GCGAAUGAAUUAUCGUCACCCGUAGUGUACGUAGGUCGACAUUGUGUGUUUUUAUAUUAUCGUGGUCUACUUCUAUGACUAGACUUCAUGACUUUCCUCUGUUAAUACUCAAUUAUUCAAUUAACGUUAACUGAGAAAACGAAGAGAGUUGGUAUGGCAUUUUAGUGUUAUUCAGGUUAACAGUACGUCAAAAAUGGUUCCUAAAAUCUCGCACAUAGCAUGCCUAAGCUUCUUCCUUCUGCACCUGGAGUCAUGGACCCACGCGGAGCUGUUCACGGCCAUAGCCGAGAUGGAGCCACUGCUACAGACGCACAAGAGGAUCAUUGAUGACUUAGACCAUUAUAUUAUUAAGGAAGAGGAAAGAAUCGCUGUAUUGAAAAGGCACUUGGACCUGUACAAGCUCGAGCAUGAAAAAGCUAUGGAAGACAUUCCCAACUAUUUGGGUAAUCCUAUCAACGCAUUUACCUUGAUUAAAAGACUGACUACUGAAUUAGAUGAUAUAGAAGAUAGUAUAAAAAUUGGCACAGAAUACAUAAAGAACAUUACGAUGAACCACGCGGACGUGAAGUACCCCACAUUAGAAGACUUGGCGGGAGCGGCGCAAGCUCUUACAAGAUUACAGACCACCUACCACUUAAAUGUUCACGAGCUCGCACAGGGCGUACUCAACGGAGUGAAGUACAGCUUCCCCAUGUCGGCGGCGGACUGCUACGAGCUGAUGCGAGCGCUGUACAACAUGAAGGACUACGAGAACGCACUGGCGUGGGCCAUGGAGGCGCUCAGCAAGCUGCGUGAGGAGAGCGUCUCGCACUCCUUCACGGAGAUAGACCUGCUCGAGUACAUCAGCUUCUCGCAUUACCUGAAGGGAGACGUGAAGAGUGCCCUAGAAUGGACGGAAAAGCUGCUUGCCUUAGACCCUGAACAUCCGCGGGCGCGGGGCAAUGUGCCGCACUUCAAGAAAUCUAUCACCGAGGAGGAGAAAGCGACGCGGAGGAGGCAGCGAGGGGAAACCGGGGAAGAGCCGUCGAAGCCCGAGGUGUCCGACGAGAUGAGAGAUUACGCCAUCGAGAGAAAAAAAUAUGAGGCGUUGUGCCGCGGCGAGAUGGAGAUAUCCAGCGAAAUUGCUAAAAGACUGAACUGUCGUUACUUGACGGAGAAUCAUCCUUUCCUGCGGCUAGCACCAUUUAAGGUGGAGCAGGUGUAUAUAAGCCCAGACGUGUUUGUGUUCCACGAUGUCAUCAGCGACGCCGAGAUCCAGCAAAUCCAGGACAUGGCCAUGCCGAGGUUCAAACGUGCCGUGGUGCACGACCCGAAGACGGGCGAGCUGGUGCCGGCGCACUACCGCAUCAGCAAGUCUGCGUGGCUGCGCGACGCGGAGGCGGGCGUGGUGGCGCGCCUGACCCGCCGCGUGCGGCACAUGACCGGCCUCGACGUCGGCUCGGCCGAGGAGCUGCAGGUCGUCAACUACGGCAUCGGCGGGCACUACGAGCCGCACUACGACUUCGCGAGGAAAUAUGAAAACGCCUUCAACCAUUUCGAUGGCAACAGAAUUGCCACCGUGCUGUUUUAUAUGUCGGAAGUGGCGCAAGGCGGCGCGACGGUGUUCACGGAGCUGGGGCUGAGCGUGUUCCCGGAGAAGAACGCGGCGCUGUUCUGGCUCAACCUGCACCCCUCCGGCGAGGGCGACAUGGCCACGCGCCACGCCGCCUGCCCCGUGCUGCGCGGCUCCAAGUGGGUGUGCAACAAGUGGCUUCACCAGGGCGGGCAGGAGCUGCUGAGGCCGUGCAGCCUGGACUACCAGCAGGAAGGCAUCCACAGGAAGAUCCCGCGCGCGGUGCCCAAGUCAUCCAGGUAGGCUGCUCCCAUACGUCUAGACAUAAAACAAGGAUCCAUUGAUCGUAUUACGUGUUUAUGUGUAUUUAAAGUAUAAGACAAAUUCGUGCGUCGAUGUAAAUAAAGUUAAGCUCCGUAAUUAUGCGAUAAGCCUUAUUGUCAAAAGUUUGAUAAUUCAGUUGCCACAAGACAACGCGCCGUACAGCGCCAUCUUCUGUUAUCCGGUUAAACUACAAAAUGGCGAAGCCGUCUCCAAUUUUUUUUUUGUUUAUUUCCUAACUUAAUGUCGUUUAAUGUCUAAGAUUAAUAGAUACAUACAUAUUAUGUAGUGAACUAACGUGAAAAUGUGCAGCUAAUGAAGUAUUAAUUAGUCUUGAAACGCGUUUAACCCUUCUUUAGCCAACACCCGGCAAACCAUCGUGGCUUUUUGUAAAGGCCAGCUAUCAAUUUAAAAGCAGCACACUUUUGUCAUUGACGAUAUCAUCAUAAAUUUGAUGGAAGCCAUUUUUUUAAAGAAGGAACGCCGUCUGCUUUACCCGUAAAAGUUUCGAACACGAUUUUUUCUUACACUUUAUACAUCUUAUGCAAUCAAUGAAUCUUUGAUUUGAUAUAAAACAAACUGAACUGAAUACAAAUUCUAGCAAAACUUAGGUUAUUUUAAUAGUAAACAAAUUUAUAAAAUGGGCAUGUCUAAUUCGUAAGCGGUUAGUUUUAUAUUGAGUUGACGCAACCGAUGAUGAUUAAAAUCAACAGAACAAACUUGUAGAAUUAUUUCAGAUAGUAUAAUAUUAAUUGUGAUUGUAUUAUUAAUACUCAAAGAACAAACAAUGAAACAACAAAGUUCCAAUAGAAUCACUCACUCACUUUGAUACAAACUGUAAUAUGACUAAGGUGAAUUGAUUCUUAUUAGGAUAUUGUGAAUUCACAAUAAAGUCACAUUUUCAUUUAUUUUUACAUCUUCCUUACGAUUACUAUUGGCAAUUCGCAAAGAAGCCCAUAUAAACUUUAUUAGUAUUUUUCAACUAAGAAUCUCGAAAUAUAUGAAUAAGCCUAAUAUUAUGUCUAAUGCUAACUCUAAUUAUUAAUGGUCAGUUAUAUUUUCUUGCCCCAUAUUUUAUUUAACCAUGACACUAAUACCCUAUAUCUAAGUACUUAUAGGUAGAAUAAUUAAUGUAUAACAGUAGUAGGGCGUCUAUAGAACUCACUCCUCCGGCUUGCCUAAUCUGGCCAUAUACUUCGGCUUUCCUGAUAGGUACUUUGUUUGACGCGCCGCCACUGAUAUGUACAUUAUUCAAUUAGCAAGACAGCAGCAGUUUCCAAAUAUAACGCAAUGUAAGAGGCUGUAUCUGGGCAAUAUUUACAGUAGCGAUAUCGAAAUAAUAACCGUUUCCAACUUGCAUCGAGUUUCACAAGAAAAAUAAUGUGUAAUCGGGGCACCGAGGGCAGCUACCAGAUACUACCUACCUUCAUACGAAAUGUAUAUAAAAAUACAUUGUUUUUCAUUUGUAGCUUUUCUAAUGCCCCAGGUUGGUCUCUACGGAAUCGAUUGGCACCAAAUAAAAUUUCGUCACAAUUUACGUCUUUAUUGCUGAUUUUUUCCAAAAUCUCUAAAUGCCAAUUUUAUUUACUUAAAAUGUUAGGGAAGGUCUCCUAAGAUCAUUUUCGCUUAGCAGGUAGCCGCCUUUAGUGCCCCAUUUAAAAAAUUACAUGUCAGUGAUAAUAAAAUCGUGAUAACAUGUUUUUACGUUAGUUUAUAAGCAAUCAAGUCAAUGUUUAUUAUUGUACUACAUGAAAUUAUGAUGCCAUAUAAAAUGCAUUUAUUUUUUUCAAAAUCAGCGGCUAUACAGUCAGCUGCAAAGAUAGUUGACUCCCCUAUGUACAGACUUAUGCAGCUGACUGUACAUAUAUUAUGUUACUAGAAAUUUCACAAACGUACAAACGAACACUCCAUUAGAUUAUAUGCAUAUGUGACGUUCCAUGGGUAAAGGUACCUUAAACGUGCCUAGCGUAGGGCCUUAGUUCAGCUCUUGAGAAAUCAAACAUAUCCAUUUGUAGAUUCAUUCUUAUAACAAUGUAUCGUAAAAUGUGAAACACUUCAGCUGUGUUUUAUGAAAAAUCAUCCCGUUUUUCUACAGUGUACAAAUAAUAGAAGUAUUUUUUGUAGUUUAUAAUUACAAUAUGUGACAUAUUACUUGAUUCAAUGUGGCCCAGUGAAUGGAAACAUAAUGUUUUAUUUUAUUAUGUAUUUUAUCUUUCAAGAUCGCUUUAUGCAAUUUUAUAACGCAAGUUUAUUUAAAAUAUAAUUAAUUUUACGUGACGUCAAACUGUG
Cydia fagiglandana is the source of this 4162-nucleotide messenger RNA. RefSeq names its product prolyl 4-hydroxylase subunit alpha-1 (gene PH4alphaEFB). Gene Ontology annotation, molecular function: protein binding; iron ion binding; L-ascorbic acid binding. Gene Ontology annotation, cellular component: endoplasmic reticulum. Gene Ontology annotation, biological process: peptidyl-proline hydroxylation to 4-hydroxy-L-proline. The record is from RefSeq and is a predicted model, not a curated record. The coding region runs from base 194 to 1855 and encodes 553 amino acids. Lineage: Eukaryota; Metazoa; Arthropoda; Insecta; Lepidoptera; Tortricidae. The transcript is spliced from 12 exons.